Rosa rugosa (rugosa rose) is the source of this 1947-nucleotide messenger RNA. Its product is annotated as BTB/POZ domain-containing protein At3g19850. The transcript is spliced from 3 exons. NCBI's taxonomy places the organism in Eukaryota, Viridiplantae, Streptophyta, Magnoliopsida, Rosales, Rosaceae. Gene Ontology annotation, molecular function: protein binding. The coding region runs from base 20 to 1873 and encodes 617 amino acids. The record is from RefSeq and is a predicted model, not a curated record.
UACAUCAAAAGCAUUGCUCAUGAGUCAUGAUUCUCCUAAAGGUCAAAAAAGCUCACCCUUUAUUAUUAAUAGAGGUCACAGCAUAGGUGUGUGUAAACAUGUGUCUUCUGCCAGUACAUAUAUCUUUAAGCAUAGGUCUGUGUUGCAGAUAGAGGUUUUCUUGAUUUCAUUCAAUGCAAAAGUAGCAGCUAUGUCACACCUCUGUGAUUUUCAAAUCCACAUUAAUGGUCUGCAAACAUUCUUUGUGAAUGAGGAGGUUUUAUCAACAUAUGCAGGGAGGUUGAAGAAGAUUAUCAAGCAAGAAAGGAGAAGAUCCCAGAUCAAGUACUCGGGGAUUGAAAUCGAAGACUUCCCUGGAGGCCCUGAUGGGUUUGAGUUGAUCUCAAGGUUCUGUUACAGCAAUGGAAGAAUCACAACAACAGUUUCAAAUGUGUCCCUCCUCCAUUGCUGUGCAGUCUUUCUUGGUAUGACUGAGAAAUUCUCAACCAACAAUCUCUUGAAACAAACAGAAACCUUUCUUGAGGGACUCUUUGACUGGUCAUGGAAAGAAAUACUAGUCUGCCUGAAAAGCUGUGAGUCAUUCUUGAACUAUGCAGAUUCUUCUGGUCUUGUAGACAAGCUCAUUUGUGCAGUUUUAGCAAAGAUUGCUCAGAAUUCAGACAUAGGCAGCCUCAUUGCUACUUCGUCUUCGUCGUCUUCAUCUCCAGAAACUACAUCUGGGUUCAGAGUGUCUUCCUCAUUUAAGAACACCCCUGAGUCACUCAAGCCAAGUUCAUCAAGUAGAGCUUGGUGGUUUGAUGAUGUGUCCAUUUUACCCCCAAAGAUCAUUGAGAAACUCAUCCAAAGUUUAGGGGCGUAUGGUUCUGAAAACAACAACUUGAUCCUCACAAGGUUUCUCCUCCAUUACCUGAAAAUUUCAGCUCAAAGAAAGAAAGGCAAUACUAGUCACAGAUCAUCUGAGUUUAGUGGUCUUGCAGACACAGCUAUUCAUGGGGUUAUUUUGGUGGGUAAAAAAGUCUUUUCCUGCAGAGCCUUGUUUUGGGUUUUGAGGAUUGUGUCUGGUUUUGGAAUCAGUAGAGAGUACAGACUUGGUUUGGAGAGAUUGAUUGGUGGGAUGCUUGAUGAAGCAACAUUGGAUGACUUGUUAGUAUCUGGGCAUGAUAGGGGUGUUUAUGAUGUCAAUCUUGUUAUAAGGUUGAUAAGAGUAUUUGCUAAAAGUGAGGGGGUUUCUGUGCAAAAGUUGAGGAAAGCUGGUAGGUUGAUCGACAAGUACCUAGGUGAGAUAUCACCUGAUCAGAAUCUCAAGAUUUCUAAAUUUCUUGGAGUUGCAGAGAGUUUACCAGAUACUGCUAGGGAGUGCUUUGAUGGGGCCUACAGAGCCAUUGAUAUCUAUCUUGAGUCUCACCCGACUCUUUCAUUUGAGGAGAGGUCAAGAUUAUGCAGGUGCCUAAAUUAUGAAAAGCUGAGCCUCGAAGCGUGUAAAGAGCUUGCAAAGAAUCCGAAAAUCCCACCAAGAGUUGCAAUUCAAGCACUCAUUUCUCAGCAAUCCAAAGUAACAACAACAGAAGACUUUGUACAUGCCAGUCCAAGGAGUACUGCAACUGCAAGUGAUCAUUUUCAUUCCCAUUCACAUUCCAAUUCCCAUUCCCAAAUUGUUCUGUACAACAAGGGUGGUGUCGGUGUUGAUAAAGAUAGUUUUCCGGAAGAAAGCAGCUUAGAUACGAAGCUAAAUUUGCAGAGGAUGCAAUGGAGGGUGGUGGAGUUGGAGAAACUGUGCAGGGAAAUGAAGGGUCAGAUGUCAAGGAUGGUUAAGAAUAAUGUCUUCAGUAGUAGUACCCCAACUCAUGGUAGAGCUCUUCCUAGACUUUGUUGAAAAAAAGAAUACUGAUAUCUAAAAGAUUGUUAUUACCGUUUUUCUUUUUUUCCAGUGUUAUAUGAUUUUGUUUG